AUGGACGCCCAACGGCGAGGAAGUGCCUCGACAGUCAUCAGCAGCGUCUCCGAUACUUCGACCGCGUCUAGUGAGUGUCAACUCACGCAUCGUCUCCUGGAGUUGAUGCACAAGACCGGCUACGAUCUCGUCCAGGAGAACGGCCAGAGGCGUCUCACCGCACCCGAACUGACCGAGGAGACGCGCAAGCGUAUCAAGGGCGCGGAGGUCUUUAUUGGCCGAAUACCCCGCGAUUGCUACGAGGACGAGCUAAUGCCCAUCCUGGAGAGACCCGGCAGACUCAUGGAGCUGAGGUUGCUGCUCGAGUUCUCCGGCAUGACCAAGAAGUACGCUUUUGCGCUGUAUGCCGAUGCCAAGACAGCUCGUGUCGCUUGCGACAUGCUCAACGAUUACGAGAUAAGACCAGGCGUUACCAUUGGCGUUGUUAAAUCGACCGACAACUGUAGGCUCUUCUUUGGUGGCGUUCCCAAGUACAAAACUAAGGACGAGUUCAUGGAAGAGUUAAGCAAACUCAUGGAUGGCAUUGUGGAUGUAUAUCUGUAUCCAAGUGCACAAGAUAGAUCGUUAAACAGAGGUUUCAUUUUUGUCGAAUUCAAAGAUCACAGGUCGGCAGCAAUGGCCAGGCGUCAGCUCGUUCCUGGAAAAGUACUGUUAUGGGACCAUGAGGUUGCAGUCGAUUGGGCAGAUCCUGAGCCUGGUGAACCAGUCGAUGAUGAUAUCAUGAAAAGUGUCACGGCACUUUUUGUAAGAAAUCUGACCAUGGAAAUUUCUCAACAAAAAGUUAGAGAUAUGUUUAUCAAGGCAACAAAUAUUUCAAUUGUAAAACUGAAGAAAAUAAAUCACUUUGCGUUUAUCCAUUACGAAACUCGAGAAAUGGCAGAACGAGCUAUGAGCAUUGUAACACAGCCUGGAGGUUUAGCUGAACAGGAACAGUGGGAAGUUUGCUGGGCAAAGCCCAUUGGUCCUAUAAAGAAAGCUGAAAGACAGCGGUGCAUCAAUGAUGCUAUGACUAGAAGUAAAAAUGGCAAAAAAUAUGAAGAUAAAAAGAAUGGUCGAAAAUACCCUCCAAGAGUACGACAACCACAAUGUCCAGGAAAUAUAAAUCACGAGGUUCUUGACUUACAACACGUUCAUAGUCUCUCUGAUUUUGUGGGAAGGUUCCUGCAAGCUUCUUGUACAUUUGAGUGUAUCCAAAGCCACAGUCCCGAUGGAUUUGUUUAUAAGGUAACGAUCAUAAGAAACAACAUGGCCAUCAUGGUUGACUUUGGUCCUAUACAGCCAACAAAGCAACUAUCUUUAGAUGCAGCAGUUUCUAUUGUGUAUCAGAAACUUCAAUCGUUAUAUGAUUCCAAUGUAUACUACCAUACCUGCUCUCCUGCUGCAAUAGAUGACGUUACAUCUCAAAUGAUGAAUAUGAACUUCAACAAUACCAACAGCUUUGGUAUCCAAGGUCAGUUUGGUAGUGCUUAUUAAGAAUGAACUUGUCUAAAGAUUUAUUAUGAGACGUUUCUCAAAUGGUUUUAAAACAUUUUAAGAUCUAGACUUCAGCGUAGUUGCGUAAGAAGUUUAAACUUUUUGAUUCAAUGUAUUUGAUAAAAAUUUUUUAUUGAC
Messenger RNA from Copidosoma floridanum, 1611 nucleotides. Its product is annotated as putative RNA-binding protein 46. The record is from RefSeq and is a predicted model, not a curated record. Gene Ontology annotation, molecular function: RNA binding. Lineage: Eukaryota; Metazoa; Arthropoda; Insecta; Hymenoptera; Encyrtidae.